Messenger RNA from Silurus meridionalis, 1033 nucleotides. RefSeq names its product CD74 molecule, major histocompatibility complex, class II invariant chain b (gene cd74b). Gene Ontology annotation, molecular function: MHC class II protein binding; macrophage migration inhibitory factor binding. Gene Ontology annotation, biological process: intracellular protein transport; immune response; antigen processing and presentation. Gene Ontology annotation, cellular component: membrane. The record is from RefSeq and is a predicted model, not a curated record. Lineage: Eukaryota; Metazoa; Chordata; Actinopteri; Siluriformes; Siluridae. The transcript has 6 exons. The coding region runs from base 90 to 617 and encodes 175 amino acids.
UUUUCCUCUUUGUGCUGAUCAGUUCUGCUUCAGUUCUGUUAAAUUCCGAGCUGAGAAAAGUUUCUGUCUUCCCUGAACUUUUGUCUGAGAUGUCUGAGGAACAACUUGUUUCUGCUCCAAAUGAGCAACCAACCAUUGGGAUGAUGCCUUCAGGAGGGGGUUCCAACAAGAAGGCGCUGUUUGUGGCAGGACUGACGGUGUUGGCCACUCUGCUGAUCGCAGGUCAGGCCUUCACUGCCUACUCUGUGUACCAGCAUAGCGAGAAGCUCAGCAUGCUGGAGAGACGCUCAGAACGUCUGCAGGAGAUAACCAUUAAAGCCAGGGCUAAUCGCACUCCAAUGAAGAUGGCCGUCCCCAUGAGCUCCUUGCACCUGAUGGCUAUUGACACCUCAGACAAGGUGCAGUCCACUCCUAACCCUGAAGUACCUAUCACUAAGUGCCAGAAGGAGGCUGCAGGUCUGAUCCCCAUCCCUCUGCCAUUCUACAAGCCCAAGUGUGAUGCACUCGGUGCGUACAUGCCUGAGCAGUGCUGGAAUGGGACCAAAUGCUGGUGUGUGGACCAGAACGGAGAUCCAAAGUCUGACACUUUGGUGGAGGGACGUGCCAACUGCGGCUAGAUAAAGGAUCUGCAAUAUACGGAUAUACGAGGGAUAAAUCUGCAUCCGCGUGAAGAUCCUUUUCCAUUCGCUUCUUUUCUGCCUUUCAGAAAUUAAAGUAGUGUAAUACUUUAAAUAUUAGGAGCAGACUUUAAGAGCAUUAUUAAUGCAGAUAUUUGGGGAAUCAAAUUUAAGCUUCAUGUAUAUCAUUUGAAUUAUAAGGCUAAUGCGCUGUGGGUUACUCUGGGUAACUUGUUACUUCUCCUCAUCAUUAUCGGUAUCGUAUAUAUUUUUUUAACUGAAUUUCUUUACUAUUCAUUCACAUUUUUUUAUGCUGCACUGUGUGAUAAGACAACGAGUAGCAGAUGAGAUUAAUAAGGAUUUUAAUAAAGAAUUGGAAAACUCAAAUUAGUGGAAAUAAAUAAGUACUAACAAAA